AUGUCGAAAGAGACUCCCAAUGUCGCAUAUCUGCGUUCGAUUAUAUCAUCGAUCACCGCUUCGAUUGAUGCAUACGAGACCACUGUCGAUCCUUCGCAAAGAUCGAGCUUCCUUUCCAGCGUCGCUCAAAAUUCCAAGCAGCUUCAAAAUGCAUGUACAUCGGCUUCUGACGCUUUCGUGGACUUUACCUUCCAGCCAAUGGCCAAUGCAUGCGUACGAAUUGGGCUCUCGAUGAACUUGUUCGACCACCUACCUACUGAUAGAGGUAUAGGGGUAGAAGAAUUGGCAGACGUCUGCGAAACGGAACUGGAUCUGACCAGGCGUAUUACAAGGGGACUCGUCGGACUAGAUGUAAUAAGUCGGGAUGACAGUAAUGGGUUGCUGUCACACACACCAAUGUCUCUCAUAUAUGCUGAUCCAGCUCGACGGUCGUGGGCGAUCUGGAUGUUUGAUGUGAUGGGCAAGGGUUGCAGUUCAGGCAUCGGGCCAUACUUUGAUAACAGCUCCAGACCAAUCAAGAAUCCCUCGGACUCACGAAACUCUCCCUUUACCACUGCGCACARCGCGAAAGACAUGAGUGUAUUCGACAUUGUCAAGCAAAUUGGAAAGCUUCCACUUUUGAAUAGCGCAAUGUCGGGGACAAGUGUGGUGUGUGCCAAAGAAGCAGUAGCAUCGUUUGAUUUUGGUAGCCUCGAAGCUUUUGGAAGUGGCGUCGUGCUUGUCGAUGUAGGUGGAGCACAGGGACAAACUAUUCAAGAGAUCCAGAGAGCACAUCCAGGAUUGAAAGGCAAGACAGUGCUGGAAGAUCUACAAUCUGUACUCGACGAUGGUACAGUGCCAGGUUUGGAGUCGGACAUUUUGCCGUACGACUUCUUCAAGGAAGAACAACCCGUGAAAAGAGCUGCCGCAUAUCUCUAUCAACGCAUCUUCCACGAUUGGAGCGAUGCUGAUUGUUCCAAGAUCUUGGCCAGUUUGCGACCGGCGAUGGCUCCACACUCCAAGCUGCUAAUCUGCGAUGUUGUUGUUCAAGAUACAAGACCGCAUACUCGGAAAAUCCUUCGCGACAUCAACAUGUUGCUUGUUAGUGGGAUGGAAAGAAGCCAGCAGCAAUGGACUGACAUGUUGAAAGAGGGUGGUUUUCGGGUCAAGACAUUCCAUGGGCUGCAGAAUGCCGAUAACAGUAUUAUUGAGGCUUGCCUAGAAUGA
Ramularia collo-cygni is the source of this 1206-nucleotide messenger RNA. RefSeq lists its product as uncharacterized. The coding region runs from base 1 to 1206 and encodes 401 amino acids. The transcript has a single exon. NCBI's taxonomy places the organism in Eukaryota, Fungi, Ascomycota, Dothideomycetes, Mycosphaerellales, Mycosphaerellaceae. Gene Ontology annotation, molecular function: O-methyltransferase activity. The record is from RefSeq and is a predicted model, not a curated record.